UACUUCACACAUACACACACCAGUCCCACCUCCCUUUAACCAAACUACAGCGGAGCCAAUUCAAGCAAUUCUCCGCAGUGCUGAAAGAGCAGCGAAGUAAAAGGAGGAGAAAGAGAGAGGAGUGAAGCGUAGGGAGGAGAUUUGGAGGCAGAGACGGAGAGGAGUGAGGAGCAGAAGCGGUGAGAGCAAUUUUAGGGAGUAGAAAAUAAGAACUGGAAAUUUUGGUGCUCGGGCUUCUCGGCGUUUCAGGUCUUUGCUCCACAGGAUGAGUUCAUUCAGUACACGAGCCCUGACGCUGCUUUCGUCAGUAUUUGGAGCCUGCGGUCUGUUAUUGGUUGGUGUUGCCGUGUCAACGGAUUACUGGCUGCUGAUGGAGGAAGGAAUCGUCCUGCAGCAGAACCAGACCACAGAGGUCAAGAUGGCGCUGCACUCGGGUCUCUGGAGAGUUUGUUUUGUGGCAGGACCUGAGAAGGGAAGAUGUGUUGCAUCAGAGUAUUUCAUAGAGCCAGAGGUGGAGAUCACAACAGAAAACACAGCCAACAUACUCAAAAUGGUGCGAACGGCGACUCCUUUCCCAAUGGUCUCCCUGCUCUUCGUCUUUACCGCUUUCGUCAUUAGUAACGUUGGUCACAUCCGGCCUCAGCGCACCAUCCUUGCCUUUGUUUCUGGCAUCUUCUUCAUACUGUCAGGUCUCAGUCUGGUGGUGGGGUUGGUUUUAUAUAUUUCAAGCAUUAACGACGAGGUAAUGAAUCGACCCAGAGAGCCCGAGCAGUUCUUCCACUACCGCUACGGCUGGUCCUUCGCCUUUGCAGCCUCCUCCUUCCUUCUCAAAGAGAGUGCAGGAGUCAUGUCCGUCUACCUCUUCAUGAAGCGUUACGCUGAGGAGGAGCUUUAUCGCCCACAUCCUGCUCUCUACCGCCCUCGCAUGUCCGACUGCAGCGACUACAGCGGCCAGUUUCUUCACCCAGACUCCUGGGCUCCACCCCCGCGGGGCCGAAGUGCCUCUGAUGUCUCGUCUGACAUCUCUAUCCAGCUCAACCAGACUCCCCCACCUCAGCAGCCUUGUAAGGGGGGCAGCAGCUCACAAGCGACACCCUCUUCAUCUGGGCCUUCAUCAGCUGCCAGCUACCAGCUCCAGCCAGCAUCUUCCUCCUCCACCUCCUCCUCCUACCCUCACCCCCUUCAUCCAGGCGCCACCUCCACCUUACCCAGACUGGCUCACGUCCAUGGUCUCUCACAGCCCCAUCCCCAUCCAAGCGGACCCCCAUCCCAUUCCCUCCCAAUGGCAGGACCACCCUCCGCUGUGCCUCCUCCUCGCUACCACGCACACACACGAAUGAGUGCCUCGCCAUGCUAGGUUACAUGAGCAGAGUCCUGGGGGGGUGGAGGGGAUGCAGUUAUAAUCAGGGAUGGGUGGGGUGUAUUGGCUCUGUCACAGCUCUCACAGCACACAAACACAAAUCCUGUACCUUGAGCAUGUGUGGGAGGAGGUUUGCAGCAGAGCGGCUGAUGGAAAGAGGUUUAAGGAGAUCAAAAAAAGGAGAGGAAAGAUAGGGGGAGGUGGGUGAAGAGAUGACUCACUGCUGAGUCUGAGAUGAAGACGGACGCCUAACAAAAGUUUUAACAUGCUGGGAGGGAACCAGAUAAUUAGUAGGAACAAGCCACUGGUGGAGUUGGUGACAGGUACAUUUAUCAUCAGGGUCAUGAUCCACAGGCAGCACUGAGAAGAUCACAGAGAAGACCAUGCUGAGGCAAUCACAGAGACUUCUUAUUCAUUUAAAAAGCAAAAGUCUAACUCAAACAUUUUAUACAGUAAAAUGUCAGAAUCUCUUUAAAAGGCUUUAAAAAGGUAGUAAACUAAAAAGCUAAACAUAUACAUUAUGAUUAUUCGUGUUCUAAGAAUAAAUAAUUUUGUCUUUUUCCCCAACUGUAUUCAUUUAUUAUAUAAAAAAAAUAAAAAGUACACUGUAAGAAAGGAAAUGUUGAAUUAACUUCAUGAAAUUAUGUCAACUGGUUCCAUAGUCGCUUAAAUGUAAAUGGUAAUAUACAUAGUUGUAUGUUGUUGUAUUACUUUUUACAUCUAAUCAACUAGGUUUAACUUGGUUAAUUAAAUUCAACAUUUAAUUUAUUAAUGUUGUAAUAAAAUUGGGUUCUCUUGUCUGUGCAUCAUGACCUACUUAUACAGCUAACAUACACAAAGGGUUAAACUGUGUACUCAUAGGGAUUUAUACUCCACGGUCUUGUACAGAUUCUUCUAUCAUCUUACUUUGGAACCCUGACCUUUAUUCACCUUGAAUAUUUAAGCUAAUGGACAGUGAAGUUGUUGGAGGAUAACAAGAAAGGUUUGGGAUUGAAUGUUUUUUUGUGUUUUGGGAUGAAACCGAAGAUAAAACCAUGUGGGAAUUGUGACUGUGAGAAUUUAAAACAUUAAGAAAAAGAUUUACUGGGUCUCAUCCUUGGUACAAUCAAAAUGAAGGACUUGAAAUAAAAGUGGGCCACAUUAAGAUUGCAUUUCUUUGAAUUAGUUCAACUCAAAAACUAAUAAGAGUCUACUUCCUGCAGACUGUUAAUGUUUGUUGUGAAAAAAAUGUGAAAGCUGAACGUUGGUGGAAAGGUUUUAGUUUUGGGCAAACUGAGACAUGAUCACAUGUUGACGCUUCAGGGUUUUAUUUUGAAAUAUCAAACCCUAACUUACAGAAGUAUGUGUUAAAUUUAGUUUUUGAGUGACAUGUGCUUCCUGAACUGAUAGAUUUUACUGGAAUCUCAUUUUACCAGGUUUGAUAAGUAGCAGAAUGUUUAUUAAAAAUUCUAACUUAGAUGGGGAGCAAAUUACAAUCUGUGUUAAUAUAUUAUAAUCUUAUCAUUUCAUUAUCAAUCACCAUUAACUCAUUCGCUGCAAGCCGUUUCCCGAUUGGUAAAGCCCUUUACUGCCAGCGUCUCUCACCGUUUUUACUGUGUUUUUAAGAGUCACAGAACGUUGCGCGCUAGCAUGAUGUCGACGCCAAAACAACCAAAACAAAGCGGAGACUCACCUCUUACAUCAGGAAGAAUCCGCGUGUUUCGAGCUUUAUCCAUUCCUUCAUAAUCCGUUGUUGAAUUGUGAUCGGCAGACGCUUUUCCGGUUCGCGCCUCACUUUUUUACAGCAGCGGCUCAAAACGAUCUCCCAACACAUGGAUGUUCUGCUUCCUGAUCACGUGACGUGUGACGUACGUGGAUGAAGAUCGGCUUUAGAGCUGAGAUGUUUGUUCUCACGGUGUGGGGGCUCGUUCCGAUGCCCACACAGUAAAAAAAUACAAAUAACAACUUUAGUCGUCAUUGGCAGUGAAUGAGUUAAUGCAUAAAAUUAGCAUUAUUUUCAUUUAAAAAUCAUAAAAUACGGAUUUAUGAAAUUGUUUCAUCUUGUCUCAUGGAUGUGGAGAAUGAAUGAAUUAUUUUUUUUGUAACUCAUCCGUUUAGAGCUUGAAAUUAUGAAUACUUAGAGGAUGUGUUUAUUUGAUUGACAGGUAGCAGAUGAGCCAUUAGCGCCAUCGGCUUCCCCCCCCCCCCCCCCCCCCCCCCCGCUUGUUCCAAGGAAGGCCUCAGUCUCAACUUAAACGUGUGAGAGCCGAGAAGGCAGAGGGUAGCAGAGUUGCGCAACUGUGGUUUUCUGCCAUAAAAGGCCCGCCAACCUCCAUUAGCUUUGGUUAGCUCAGUUAGCUUGGCUACAUCGGCUCAGAGUUUGUUGGGUGUCAAUCGCCUGCCCCUACCAUGACAGCCCCACUCUCAGCUACCAAUUUUUUUUUCCGGCAGUGAUGAGAUGCGUGAUGCGGCCGACAGUCAUUGGGCAUGAAGUCUUUAAGUAGAGAGGGGGAGAUUUUGGCAUUUGAAUGGCUAUAGGGAGCCUAAGUCACUUCCACAUCAUGGGUCCCUGGAAGAACGAAAAAAUGAAUGCAAGUCAAUGGGGCUAAAAAUGCUAUUUUUUAAUUCCACUUGUUUUGUGCCAUGGAUUUCACAUAUGAUGUCCGUGAAUUUUAAAGACGCAUUUUGAUACCAAGAACGCACUUAUUUUUGAAUGGGCGGGAACGAUAUUUUGGGUGUUGUGUGAAAAUAAGCCCAGGACUCUAAAUGUGCUUCUCGAAAGUGACAUCAUCGAAACAGACACUGAGAAAACUGAUAGAAAAGGGCUGUAAGUUCAUCAAACUUCCCACAGGAGGAAAGAACCACCAUAAAUCUGGUCAUUUGGUAAGCAGCAGCAGCUACGUUAGGGGAGAGGAGAUUAUGUGGUGACGUCACAUAUGCGACGUGCCGAUUUCUAGUUUGCAUUCAUGCUAAUUAAAAACGUUUACAAGCUAAUUAAUAUCAAAGUACGUCACUGGCGUGGUCGAAACAUCCAUCAUUACUUUUCAUUUAAAUUGCUGUACAACAUGUAUGCGAUCUGGUGCAUAAGACAAAGCGGAAUCGAAAAUAGUGUGUUUAGCCCCGUUGACUUGCAUUCAUUUUUUCAAUCUUCCGGGGACCCAUGAUGCGGAAGUGACUUAAGCUCCCUAUAGCUCUCACCCCUGCUCCCCCUUCCCAUCUGGAAGGAGCCUAAUGCCAUGUCUCAUAUCGCAGGAAAAGCUGAGUUAACAGUAAAACAAUAGUUUGAUACAGCGAAAGGUUGAACGCAAUGCUAAUCACUUAGCUCCAAUACACAAAAGAUAAACCCCUGUAUAUGUCCCUCCCGCUUCUUCCACAGUUAGCUUGAAGUUUACGUGCUGACAUUAAUUCAUUGUAGGCUGAGUUAGCAUUCAAGCUAACACCACAUUAGAUUACAUUAAAAGCUUUAUACAACAACUGUAUGCCUUAUUUUGUUCAUUUGUACUAAAAAUGUGGUUAUAGUUCUCUAAAACACAAUAAAUGACUUAGUAUUUACCUAUCCAAACGAAAAUGUGCCAACCCUACAUGAGUUUUGAGCCCAUGUAGAUCACAAACCUUCCUCCAUCUUUUAAAAUUGUCUCCAAUAAAUAUUUUACUCAUCUGUCUUAAAUGCCUCAUGGCAAAUUUUUCAGUUGGACUUUUAAAAUAUUCAAAAUUUCUUUGAGAAGCAGAAGGCAGUCGAGGAAUCAAUAACUUUUUAUAUUUGUUUUGGUUGCUCUAUUGCAAACUUCUGGCUUGUUGCGACAUCACCCUGCAGUCCACGCUGGGUGCAUUCUCUUUGAUUGACCGCUCCCUUUUUUGGACAAACAUUUCUAUUGGUCUAUGCACUAGGAUCUUGUAAAUUAUUUGUUUUGCUGUAGAGGCCAUGGGAGGGGCUUGGGGAAAAUAUAAAUGAUGAAAGAUCACCUACUUUAUACCGUAGAACAGGGUCAGAAAGUCAAAUGUAAGCAUUUUUUAAGUUACUUUAAAAUUUUAAACUACAUACCCCAGCUUUAACGAGUGAAGUAAUGAAAGAAUGAAUAAAAUUUUUUUACCUACUUAGCUCUUUAACAGGUAAGCUAACAACUAGUUCCAAUGUUGGCCAGUUUUAAAGCAUGUUUAGCUAAAAUUACGUUUGUCAUGAUUAUUGCAGGAAACAUUUUUAUGGAAUUCCAGUUUUCAGAGCUCCAGUAAGUAGCUGCAGCUAAAACGCACCGUGGUGUAAAGGUUUAGAACGACAUUAAAGUUGGUCAGUAUUAUUCAAAGAAAUCCAAUUCCUAAUAUCAAAACCACCCCGUUAAAGUUGGAACUAAUGGUUUUAUGUCAGUAUUUGUAUAAAUGAAGAGAAUUUGCAGUUUUAGUUUGCUUCCUCUCUAUGUUGUUUUCUCUCACAGUAAGUGUGACAAUUGCUUGUUUUUUGUAGCACAGUAGCAAUCAUGCUUUCAUUAAGGCCUUGUUUGUUGCCAUUUUUAGAUUUAUAGAGGGGUGUUGUGCUUACAAGCUGCAGUACUGUUAAACAAAAGCAUUGUAGCAGAUUUUUUGCAGUGAAUCACAUAGUUUUAGAUUCUUAAACAUAUAUUGAUCAAAUAGGAAGUCAUUUAGCUUCUGAUAAGUGCUUCUGCAGAUGUUUUGAUAUGUUUUUUUUCUGAAAUGCCAAAGCUGAGCAUCUAUGCUUAAAAAACACAUAACACACACUGAGCAUUUAUAUCCAUGUAGCUGAACUCAAGGAUCUCUGUUCUCUUACGCAUAAAUCCAAAUCAACAAUGUUUGUUUGGAACAACUUUGAAUUGUUUUCUAAUUGGUAGUCUGACUCAGAGGGGACAUUCAUUUAAAUAAGUGACUUGGGUGUAAAUCAUCAUGUUGUGUCCUAAGCUUACAGAGAAUCACGACUGUUAUCUGGGGUCACUUUCAUUAGACUUGUGACAAAACUGAGGUGGGUUGCUUUGGUGCAGAAUUUUGUUUUUAUCAUACUAGAAAAGUGAUGGAUUGUCAUUCAGCAGCUGUGUUAUGUUAACUUUAACCAUUUGAUGCAUGAAUUAUGAAAUCUUCAACCAUGAUUUUUUUUAAACAAUUUUUUAAAUUCGUCUUUAGGUGUGAAUGAAACAAAUUUCAAUAAAUAUUUUUUGUAAAAUUUUAUGAUUUACAAAUAAUUUAUUACAUGUCCACUUCAGUGGACAGCGUGCAUUCUGAGCAUGAAAUAUGGCGGCUUGGCUUACUGAGGUCCAAAUGGAGGGGCUCAAAUGCAAUAAAGUCUUCAACAGCUGUGCUUAACCCCCAGAAACCCAAAUUUAGAAAACAACUGCAAAAUCUUUUUUUAACCUUUCACAUGUUGUUCUAGGAGGCCAGAUAAACGGGCCUAUUUACACAUUUUAACAGCGAAUAGUGUUGCAGAACUGAACAAUAGGACCUAUUAGCAAUGUAAAUGUGGUUUUAAAAAGAAAAAAAAUGGGGAGGGUUUAUUUUUGUAGACUUAAAUCUGAUGUUGUAAUAUUACAACCGUGGGUCUCUGGGGGUAGCAAAAACAAAUAAAUAACAAUUUUGAGUACCUGUCCACUGUAGUGACCAUUAUGCAUCAAAGGGUUAAAAGUCAUGAAAAUUGCCUGGGCCCAGACUCUUAUUUGCUUAUUUGCUCAAGGUUUAAUAGAACUUGCAUCAACUUGAACAGUAACUUUGUGCUUAGUUGAAAAAGUGUUGCAGUGCUGCUUUUUUUUAUUUUUUUCAGGCUGAUGUAGCAGCUCAUAUUGCAAGGUAAAUAUGCUUGAUGCACAUAUGAAAAGAAAAAUUAAUAAAGAAAGUACUUGUAUUAGUUA
Nothobranchius furzeri (turquoise killifish) is the source of this 7185-nucleotide messenger RNA. Its product is annotated as voltage-dependent calcium channel gamma-7 subunit. Gene Ontology annotation, molecular function: channel regulator activity; voltage-gated calcium channel activity. The record is from RefSeq and is a predicted model, not a curated record. Gene Ontology annotation, biological process: transmission of nerve impulse; neurotransmitter receptor transport, postsynaptic endosome to lysosome; postsynaptic neurotransmitter receptor diffusion trapping. NCBI's taxonomy places the organism in Eukaryota, Metazoa, Chordata, Actinopteri, Cyprinodontiformes, Nothobranchiidae. Gene Ontology annotation, cellular component: AMPA glutamate receptor complex; postsynaptic density membrane.